Papaver somniferum (opium poppy) is the source of this 1289-nucleotide messenger RNA. Its product is annotated as tax1-binding protein 1 homolog A-like. Lineage: Eukaryota; Viridiplantae; Streptophyta; Magnoliopsida; Ranunculales; Papaveraceae. The transcript is spliced from 3 exons. The coding region runs from base 13 to 1131 and encodes 372 amino acids. The record is from RefSeq and is a predicted model, not a curated record.
UUUGAUAGGGGAAUGGGCUCGAGCGGUUUUGUCCAUUAUUCUCGUGCGAUGUCGCCUGAAAGGUCUUCUUCCGAUAGCAUUUCGGUGGAUUUUGUUUCCAAGAUAUCUUAUAUUUCCCAGUUCUCCAUGUCUGAUCCCAGCCUUUCCCCUGUUCGUGAAUUGGCGUUGAACCUCGCUUCUCAUCCUUCUGCCGAUGCUUCUCAGUCUGGAUGGGAAUUUUUCUCCAAGCUUUCCCUUGAUCAGCAUGUCGCGUUUGAUUAUUUGAAUUCUAGGCGCGCUAUUGCUCAGAUCAUGAAUUAUCGUAAAGUAGCGAACGUGGUUCGUGCUCAGUCCUCUCAGAUGUCUUCCCUCAAAAAUGAGGUUGCAGAUCUUCAAGGAGAAGUUUCCCUACUUAAGAAGGAUCGCCAUAGGCUUGAUAAUGAAUUAUCUUCGGCUACGAAUGCUGCGAAGGAUGCUCAAGUUAGGAAUGAUAUAUUUGCAGAAACCGGGAAGAGCUUGCGAGCUGAGUUGAAUUCUUUGACGGAGAAGUUUGAGAAGUCACAACAAGAGUUGGGUAUGCUCAACGGUGGUGAUGGUUCUUCUUCGCAGUUGGAGGCUGAUUUAUCUGGAAAACUCUCCUUGGCGAAUGAUGAGCUUACUCGCGUAAGGGCAGAGGUCGAGCAGUAUAAGGGGACCAUGGAAGCCAUGUAUGCUUUGUUGAAGCGUCGCAAGAAAGCCCAGCUUACUAAUGCUGGUCACGAAGCGCAAAGGGUAUGUAAUAGGGUUUCUAGAGAUAUUUUCGAUCGUGUUACUACUGAGAACAACAUUCCCACUCGUCCUGAUGUUCUCGUUCCCGAGAACGAGUUCAUGGAACUCGAAUCCAGCGAUGAGGGAGAGUUUGUCGAAGAAGAGGAAGGUAGCAGUGAGGAGGAAGCUGGCGAGGACGAUGUUGAUGAGGAAGAGAGAGAUGCUGAUGAGCAAGAGGGAGAUGGUAAAGCUGCUUCUGGUGAUGGUCUCGGCGAUCUUGGGGAUGGCCUGUAUCAGCAGGGUCCUCCUUCUUCUUCUCCUAAUGAUGUUCCCAUUGUCUCGCAACCUGGGGCAGGAGAUUCUUCGCAAGUGUCUUCUCCUUUUCAUGAUUGGGCUGCUUUUUAAUCUUGUUUUCUUCCAAAUAUUCUCUUUUUGUUAUGUGGUUUUUUCUGGGCGCUCCCAAGCUUGGGGGGCAUGACUUUAAAUCCGUAUUCCUUUUCCUGUGUCAUCAUCUUGAGAACAGAAGAUGUACAUAUAACUAAAUGCAUUAGUGUUGUUCAUUA